Molecule: messenger RNA, 1647 nt
Organism: Mercurialis annua (annual mercury)
Lineage: Eukaryota; Viridiplantae; Streptophyta; Magnoliopsida; Malpighiales; Euphorbiaceae
Product: guanosine nucleotide diphosphate dissociation inhibitor At5g09550
Exons: 13
Coding region: 125-1465 (446 amino acids)
Biological process (GO): vesicle-mediated transport; protein transport; small GTPase-mediated signal transduction
Cellular component (GO): cytoplasm
Molecular function (GO): Rab GDP-dissociation inhibitor activity
Source: RefSeq, a predicted model, not a curated record
AAAAGAACUCAUCUCUAGUGUUAUUAUUUUUCUGCAUCUUAAUCAUAAUUUAUUUUUCUAAUUUAAUGCUCUGAAUUAAUAUAGAUUGUUGUGGGAUUAACAACAAAUUAACAAUUAAUCGACCAUGGAUGAAGAAUAUGAUGUUAUAGUUCUUGGUACUGGCCUUAAGGAAUGCAUUCUUAGUGGCCUUCUUUCUGUUGAUGGACUCAAGGUGUUGCAUAUGGACCAAAAUGAUUAUUAUGGAGGAGCAUCAUCUUCUCUUAAUCUUAAUCAGCUAUGGAAAAGAUUCAGGGGAAGUGACCAGCCACCAGAAAGCCUUGGUGCAAGUAAGGAGUAUAAUGUUGAUAUGGUACCAAAGUUCAUCAUUGCUAAUGGGAAUUUGGUUCAAGUUCUUAUCCAUACUGAUGUUACCAAGUAUCUUAACUUCAAGGCAGUUGAUGGUAGUUUUGUGUUCAACAAAGGAAAGAUCUACAAAGUGCCUGCAAAUGAUGUUGAAGCACUGAAAUCACCCCUGAUGGGACUGUUUGAGAAGCGUCGUGCUCGUAAGUUCUUCAUUUAUGUUCAAGACUAUGAAGAUGAUGAUCCUAAGUCUCAUGAAGGGCUUGACUUAAACAAAGUGACUGCAAGGGAGAUUAUCUCAAAAUAUGGAUUAGAAGAUGAUACAAUUGACUUUAUUGGUCAUGCACUGGCUCUCCAUCUUGAUGAUAGUUAUUUAGAUCAGCCAGCUCUUGAUUUUGUCAAGAGAAUGAAGCUCUAUGCAGAGUCACUAGCUCGUUUUCAAGGAGGAUCGCCUUAUAUCUAUCCCCUCUACGGACUGGGGGAACUGCCUCAGGCAUUUGCACGCUUAAGCGCAGUAUAUGGUGGAACUUACAUGCUGAACAAGCCAGAAUGCAAGGUGGAGUUUGAUGCAAAUGGAAAAGCUAUCGGUGUGACUUCAGAAGGAGAGACUGCAAAAUGCAAGAAAGUUGUUUGUGAUCCAUCAUAUUUGCCCAGUAAGGUUAAGAAGGUCGGAAAAGUUGCUCGUGCUAUAUGUAUAAUGAGCCAUCCUAUUCCAAACACUAAUGAUUCUCACUCGGUUCAGCUUAUCUUGCCCCAAAAGCAACUCGGUCGUAAAUGGGAUAUGUACCUCUUCUGCUGUUCUUAUUAUCAUAAUGUUGCAUCGAAAGGAAAAUACAUAGCUUUCGUUUCAACUGAAGCAGAGACCGACAAUCCUGAAGUGGAAUUGAGGCCCGGAAUUGAACUUCUUGGUCCUGUAGAUGAGAUAUUCUACGAUACUUGUGAUAGAUACGAACCUGCUAAUGAUCCUGCCGCCGACAAUUGCUUCAUAUCUACUAGUUAUGAUGCAACAACACAUUUUGAGACCACAGUAGAUGAUGUGAUUGCAAUGUACAGUAAGAUCACCGGAAAGAAUCUUGAUCUUUCUGUGGACUUGAGUGCUGCAAGUGCUUCUGCUGGUGCUGAGUAACAAAAUUCAUAGAGUACUGCAAGAAUACAAGUCAUCUUUUUUUUUUUAACUAAGAAUAUAAAUCAUCUUAUAUAUAAGUCAUUUUUUUUUGUCGUUGAUUUAAUUUAUUUUAAAGAUGGAGACUAUAUGUUAUUAUUCUUGUACUUGGUUUAAGCAAUAAUACUAAAUUGAAUUUUGAAAGA